This is a messenger RNA of Plenodomus lingam JN3, 171 nucleotides long. NCBI's taxonomy places the organism in Eukaryota, Fungi, Ascomycota, Dothideomycetes, Pleosporales, Leptosphaeriaceae. The record is from RefSeq and is a predicted model, not a curated record.
AUGCAACUCACCAUCAGGUUCCUCGUCCUCGCCAUCCUCUCGGGCAGCGCAACGGCAAAGCACCGCCUAGGUACAUACGGCUUGACCAAUGGUGGCAUCAACAUCUGCAAAGAAGCAGGCCAACGUAAGAUAAAUCCUUUUUCUUUAAAGAAAACCUCUCUAGAAAGCUGA